Molecule: messenger RNA, 1272 nt
Organism: Purpureocillium lilacinum
Lineage: Eukaryota; Fungi; Ascomycota; Sordariomycetes; Hypocreales; Ophiocordycipitaceae
Biological process (GO): CDP-choline pathway
Cellular component (GO): nuclear envelope
Molecular function (GO): phosphatidylcholine binding; choline-phosphate cytidylyltransferase activity
Source: RefSeq, a predicted model, not a curated record
AUGCCGUCGCCUUCAGCAGCCGGCAAGCGCAAGCGGAACGCCGCCGCCGCCGCCGACGACUUGCUCAACGGCGGCCAGCAGGCGUCGUCCCGCGAUGCCUCGGGCGAGGAGGGUGACACCACCGCCCCCGAGUCCGGGCGCCACAGCCGUCGCGGCGAGAACGGCAAUGGCCCGAAUCCUAAGCGGCAGCGGGCCAACUCCGACCGCAACGGCGACGACGCCGUCAUCGAUCCCGGCGAGCCGAGUGACACGACCGAGGCCAGCGUCGACAUCGCCGAGCGCGUCGGCCGCCGCGGGCGCAGGGCCUCCAUCGAGGAGGAGGAGGCCAUGGCUCCGCCGCCCAUCGGCCAGAUCACACACCCCGCCGGAGGCUUCAAGACGAACCCGCCGCCCGUUGGCCGCGCCGUCAGGGUCUACGCCGACGGUGUCUUUGACCUGUUUCAUCUCGGGCACAUGCGGCAACUCGAGCAGGCCAAGAAGGCCUUCCCCGACACGACCCUCGUCGUCGGAGUCACGGGCGAUCACGAAACCCACAAGCGCAAGGGCUUGACAGUCAUGUCUGCCAAGGAGCGCGCCGAGUCGGUCCGACACUGCAAGUGGGUGGACGAGGUCAUCGAGGAUUGCCCGUGGAUCGUCACCAAGGAGUUCCUUGACGCCAACCGGCUCGACUACGUUGCCCACGAUGAUCUGCCGUACGGGGCCGACGAGGGUGACGACAUCUAUCAGCCGAUCAAGGCGGCGGGCAAGUUCCUCGUCACCCAGCGGACAGAGGGUGUCAGCACGACGGGCAUCAUCACGAGAGUCGUCCGUGACUACGAAAAGUACAUUACGCGGCAAUUCAAGCGUGGCACCUCGCGGCAAGAGCUCAACGUCAGCUGGCUCAAGAAGAAUGAAAUCGACUUGAAGCGCCACGUCCAGGAUCUGCGCGACAACAUCAUCACCAACUGGACGACGACCGGCCAGGAGCUGAGCCGCGAGCUCAAGCAGUUCUGGCCCACGAGCCGCCCGCAGAGCCCGGCGCGCUUCAACUCCCACGGCAGCGACAGCGCUCGCUCGCCGACCACGCCCGGGCCCGGAAACUCCAAGGAGUUUGUGACUGGUUACGCACUGGGUCUUGUGGGUGGCGUGCGCUCAUGGAUGACCAAGAACCGGAGGACCGUCAACAAUAGCCGACCGCCCAGCGACGAUGAUGAAGAAUCAGACGAAAGCAACGGUGACGGCCGACGGAAGUCAAUGCCGAACCUCGUCUCGCCUACCGCAGCCAGGGGUUAG